CCAUUCCCAAUGGGAAUAAGGAAUUGUACCAAGUUCCAUAAUAGCCGUUGCUUGCGGAGGCGGCGAGGCCUGGAAGAAGAACCAACUUGUGAAUCACGACGAGAAUCUUCCUUCUUCCACCCACCUGCCGAACAACGGAACCCAACAAAACAGUCUUCCAAGCCGACGAUAGAAAAACUCCCAGUAAAAGUCCUCCAAAAGAUACCCAUUUGCCACGUGGUAGGCUUACAACUCUUAUGGCCCCACACGUUGGUGGAAACUGGAAAAUCAUCACGUAAGGUCAAAAUUUCAAACACCAAACUCUCGCGGAAAACUCAAAACUCCCUCCGGCUAAUAUGCUUCGAAUCUUCUCUCCUUCUCACUGUCACUAUAAGAAGCACUAUAGGCCACGCAACAACUGGCUAAAACUUCAAAAGCAUAGAACUUCGACUCCCAAAACCUCCACAGGCCAACUGCCGAAAAUCAAGAAAACUAAAAGUAAUGGCGACCACAAGACUCCUGCGUUCGUCUAGGCCUCUUCCUCAUGUUCAUCCUCCUGGUUCAACUUCUUCAUCUUCUGCCUCGUUGAAAUGCAUCGCUAAGAAUACUGCUGCUGGGUUGGGUGGAGAUCAGAAGAUGGUUUCAAGUGAUGGUGAUAAAAGGAAAUCAACGGCGGCGGUUGUGAAAGCAUCCGUUGCUAUUAGCGAGAGCUGUAUCACUACAGACUCACGGGCUGAUGAGGGAAUAUUAGAUUUGGCUUCUUUGGUUGCAACUGUUGGUAAUGCUUUGUUUAAGGUUUUGAGGCCUGCUGUUAAACGUAAGCCGUGGAAAAUACAGGUCCAGUCGCUCAUUGAAAAGGCCAUAAUUGAUUGUCGGUUCUUUACUUUAUUUGCCACAGCAGGAGCAUUGCUUAGUUCAGUAUUGUGUUUUGUGGAGGGUUGCUUUCUCAUUCUAGAGGCAUACUUCAACUAUUUUAGCAUGUUAUCUCACAGUUCAGAGGGAGGACAAAUCGUGCAGCUACUUAUAGAAGCCAUUGACAUGUUCUUGGUAGGAACAGCCAUGUUUAUGUUUGGAGUGGGGUUAUAUGUAAUCUUUGUGGAACCAAAGAAUUUGAAAGAAAAUGGGCAACUGCUCCCAGGAUCAAAUCUUUUUGGCCUCUACCAUUUGAAGUCUCUUCCAACAUGGGUGCAAAUGGAGACGGUUGCCCAAGCCAAGUCCAGAAUUGGGCAUGCAGUCAUGAUGAUACUUCAAGUGGGAUUGUUGGAAAAAUUCAAGAAAAUACCUAUGGUCACCAGUUUGGAUCUUGCUUGUUUUGCUGGAGCUGUGCUGGUUUCCUCAGCUUGUAUAUUCAUUCUCUCAAAACUUUCCGAUGGUGUUGUUGCCGAAGAAGACAGCAGGUAGCCGAGAAAUAACACAUAUAUUUGGCACAAAUGACGGCCAAGAAGGAACCAUACCUUAUUCUUUUUGUUAGUCAUUACAUUCUUUUGUAUAUUCUACUGAAUACUACUUACACAAUACAAAUAAAAAAAAAAUCUGUAUGAGAAGAAGUUGCCACAUAAACAUCAGCUUAGGUUUCCUGAUAUGAAGGUUUAGGUAGAGGAAUUCUUCAGGGCUUUAAGCCUGUAAGGAUUUUGCAGUUUUUAUUUGU
Messenger RNA from Manihot esculenta (cassava), 1627 nucleotides. RefSeq lists its product as uncharacterized. NCBI's taxonomy places the organism in Eukaryota, Viridiplantae, Streptophyta, Magnoliopsida, Malpighiales, Euphorbiaceae. Bases 481 to 1380 code for a protein of 299 amino acids. The transcript has 5 exons. The record is from RefSeq and is a predicted model, not a curated record.